This is a messenger RNA of Trichophyton benhamiae CBS 112371, 396 nucleotides long. RefSeq lists its product as uncharacterized. The transcript has a single exon. The record is from RefSeq and is a predicted model, not a curated record. Bases 1 to 396 code for a protein of 131 amino acids. NCBI's taxonomy places the organism in Eukaryota, Fungi, Ascomycota, Eurotiomycetes, Onygenales, Arthrodermataceae.
AUGAAGGUCGCAUCCUCCGUCGCUGCGGUUGCCGCCCUCGUCUUUGCGUCUUCCGCCAGCGCCUGGCGUUUGAAUGCCUAUCAGCUCCAGAACUCGGAGGGCCCAAAGUUCACUGCCGGCGGACCAGGCGGUUCUGGCAGCGCCUGCCACAGCGUUGGUGACCUUAACAACAAGAUUUCAUCCAUUGAAUGGUACUCUGAUGACCCAACGCACCACACCCGCUGUUGCUUUGUCCCAUUCAAUGGCCUUGGCUGCACCGGUGACCUUGGUCAGAGCUGGUGCCGCAAUAUUCGUGUUAGCGACCUUGGCCAGAUCGGUAUGGAUAACAAGAUUAGCUCCUUCCGUACUGACUGCUAUAAACCAACUACCAAGCGUAUGGAGGAGUUCCAGUUCUGA